Molecule: messenger RNA, 756 nt
Organism: Arctia plantaginis
Lineage: Eukaryota; Metazoa; Arthropoda; Insecta; Lepidoptera; Erebidae
Source: the annotation of a GenBank genome assembly
AUGGGAGUGCAAUACCUAUCGUGGAGCUAUGAUCAAAUGGGUGUUGUAGCAACAGUACUUUUAGCCGAGGAAACCAACAAUACGACAGCAUGGCAGCGCUGGCUACCAUCUGGACCGGUCGCAUUAUUACCGCUAGAUAACAAACGAAGUUCUUUAGUAUGGUCGACGUGGCAUGACCACGCAAAACAAUUGCUUAAACUUCCCGAGGAUCAGUUCGUGGACUCCCUGAAUGAUGCACUGUGGAACCAGUAUCCUCGCAGUACCGGUGUAGCGACUGCAACAUCAUGGAUGUCCUCCGCUCUCCGUCGAGUUGGUCUUCCGGAUGGUGUGGACCGGCAGCUUCCACCUUCCGUUCGGCACAUAGUUCCUAAAUCCCGCGCCGCCUUUCCACUCGGCUUUGGCCAUAGCACUCGAUACGUCGCUCCUGGAGUUGUGCUUGUUGGGGACGCAGCACAUCGUGUUCAUCCCCUGGCCGGCCAAGGAGUCAACCUUGGUUUUGGGGAUUUGAAGGAUCUCACCGAAUUACUCGCCGAAUCUGUAUACUCUGGUUUUGAAAUAACACAUCCCACUUGGAUGGAAAAAUACGAAAGUGCCAGACAAAGGCAUAACGUCCCGACUCAGCUUAUGAUCGAAGUGUUACAUCGCCUCUACACCGUUGACUUGUUGCCUGUUGUGCUGGCAAGAAGCUUAGGAUUACAGCUCACUAAUGCUUUGCAACCUUUGAAGAAACUAAUCAUUACGCAGGCGACAACAUAG